AUGGCUGCCCUCUCAUCAGUGAAUGGAUUAUUUCUCAGAGUCGCAUUUCUGUUGACGAUUUCAUUCUUUUGUUUCAAGAAUGUUAAUAGCAUUUUGGAAAACUCAUACGUCGUCCUUCUUACCCAUUCUAUGAAUCUACCUAUGCUUGCUAUGUCCCCAUACAGUGGUCAAUUGGGUAUAUUUGGUGUUUUGUUUUUAAUGUUGGCAUUUAGCGAUCUGCUCCCAUUAUUGGAAUCAAAUCAAAAGUAUUUUUACUCCAUUGUGCCAGCAAGACUUACGGCAUAUUUCAUAUUGACAGCCCUUUCCUACGUUUGGACUUCAAAUCUUUAUCUGCAUAAUAAUGCAGUAUUUUUAUUCUGCUUCAAUGAAGUUUGGCUAAAUUUUGUCAUCUAUGGUUCUAUUAGAGAGGAGAGAAAUGAAGAGUUCAAGAGAACUACUCAAUUUGUCAAUAACACCGAGAUUUUCCAAGAAGAUGGUGAAGAAGAAGAUGGAGAAGGAGUCCCAUUGACCUCCAUUCAAGAGAUUGAACAAUUGGAAGAUGAUAAUGAACAAGAAUAA
This is a messenger RNA of Zygosaccharomyces rouxii, 558 nucleotides long. It is a transcript of the gene ILM1, whose product is annotated as Ilm1p. The transcript has a single exon. Bases 1 to 558 code for a protein of 185 amino acids. The record is from RefSeq and is a predicted model, not a curated record. Lineage: Eukaryota; Fungi; Ascomycota; Saccharomycetes; Saccharomycetales; Saccharomycetaceae.